AUGUCCAAAGAGGACAUAAUUAUAUUGAAAUAUGGAACGCAAAUGAAGAUAAACUUCAAUAAGGGGAGGACGGCGGGGCGGCUCCCGGUGCUCCCGUGGGGACCCGUCACCUCCCUCAGUGGGAAUCCGGGGUGGAAAAGAGCUGCUCGUUGUCUUAAUUUGCCGUUUAUUUUCAAACAGCAGUUUGGGCUUUUCUUCGUUUCUCACUCCCCCUUGACGGACAGGCCGAGGCGUCGGCGUGAGUGGUGCUCACUUUACCUCAAGCUGGUGUUACCGCGGAGUUGGCAUUGUAGCUGCCUGCCCGGGGGAGCCUCUGCUAAAAUCCCUUCUCCUCCCAGCACCGGUAACACCAUCAGUCGCAGCGGGAACUCGCUAUCUCUCUGCCCCACCAGUGGUGGUUGGUGGCAUUUCCCUGCCACCGAGGUGCUUUUUGCACGCUCGCCUCCACCUCCCGGACCAAAGCCUUUAUGGUCACUUCGUGGUGCAGAAAGGUUCGCCUGCCUGGACCGUAGCUGCGGGCUGCAGGAGAAGGAGCUUCCAUGGCAAAAGCCAGCAGGGCCACAGGUGCAGUCCCAGUUCAUCCAUUCUGCACCCUACGUUUCAACCCCAACAAACCCUUUCUGCUGGUGUGGGUGCACCAGCUGCUUCUCGCACCCUCUGCCUCUCAUCUCCUGCCAGCUUGUAUCUCCCUCUCCCACGGUCCGUGUAGGUGUAGUGUGGAUGGCUGCAUGACACCCUCUGGAUCACUGAGGGACAGAAGGGGAGCUGCUCCACCCGAGUUGUGAGCUUUCCUCCUGGCAGGCAGCAGAUCAGAUGCUAUCUACCUUUCCCUCCCCCAGUGCACUAGCACCUGUGUUUCUUGGUCGUGGUGAGCAGAGAUCGCCCUCCUCCUCCUGGCUGAGUCACCCUCCGCUCUGCUCCCGGACCACCCUGGCUGCUGCAAUCCCAGCCCUACGGAUGGGAGAGGCACACUGGCCAUCGCUAGUUACUCCACCGCAAGCAGAGCUGCUGUGCCUGCAGCUUGGAAACCAGCAGGUAUUUGGGAGUAGGGAUCACCUGCCCUGGGGAAAGGAAGAGGAGCCAUCUCAACCCCUGGAGGCCUGGACGGACAGGGAAAUCCAAUUUAUACCAAUGCUGCCUGAAAUUUGAAGCCAAAGCAAGGUUACCUCAUGCUGAUGUAUGGACAGCUGGUACUUCUCUCACGUGAGAAGAGUCAGAUCAAAACUCUGCAUGAAUUUCACUGACUUGAAUUACAUUUUAUUCUGAUGGCACUAAUCAUGGCAGGAGGUCUGGGGAGAGCUCUCAAAUGGAUCUGUCGCUGGGUAGGGCAAGGUGAACACCAACCUGCUUCCCAAAUUGCAGGCAGACAGUAUAAUGUUACCUGUGGUUCCUGUACCUCCUUCAGGUGAAACCACUGCGGCGUAUUGUUUAUUUGACGUGUGGUUGGCAUUGUCUAAAGCAUAGCUUCAGAAUGUUUUUUUAACAUUAUAAUUUAAAUCAAAAGGAAACCAGAAGAAUGAGUCAUAAUCCUCAGAUUGGUAUAUGGCCAUUUGCCUUGGCCACAUGUUUGAAACAGCAUGGGCUACUGAAUGAAUCAUGACAAAGGAUCACAUUCCUCUGCCAUACAUGAUGUUGGGCAAGAUGUGGACUAAGUGGAGUGCCACCAACACAAGGAGUAAAGAUCCACAAGUCUACCAAAGAACAAAAAGGAACAAGACAUAUUAGCAAUAUUAAUAUAUAUUCAUAAUAAUGUGUUUGUUAUAGCC
Athene cunicularia (burrowing owl) is the source of this 1766-nucleotide messenger RNA. RefSeq lists its product as uncharacterized. The record is from RefSeq and is a predicted model, not a curated record. The coding region runs from base 1 to 732 and encodes 243 amino acids. The transcript is spliced from 3 exons. NCBI's taxonomy places the organism in Eukaryota, Metazoa, Chordata, Aves, Strigiformes, Strigidae.